Molecule: messenger RNA, 1647 nt
Organism: Fulvia fulva
Lineage: Eukaryota; Fungi; Ascomycota; Dothideomycetes; Mycosphaerellales; Mycosphaerellaceae
Product: Sugar transporter STL1
Exons: 5
Coding region: 1-1647 (548 amino acids)
Biological process (GO): carbohydrate transport; transmembrane transport
Cellular component (GO): membrane
Molecular function (GO): carbohydrate:proton symporter activity
Source: RefSeq, a predicted model, not a curated record
AUGGCCAAGAAACCUUUCUAUGGCCUUACGGGCACGAAGCUCAACAUUGCCAUUGCAGUCGUUGCAGGAACAGACUUCGCAUUAUUUGGAUACGACCAAGGUGUUCUGGGAGGACUGUUGACUUUGGGCUCUUUCCUGCGAUACUUCCCAGAGAUCAAUGUCCAGAAUCCACCACCUGGCACUUCUCGAUCGACCGCAUCCAACGUCCAAGGUAUUGCAGUCGGCGGCUACACCCUCGGAUGCUUCUUCGGGGCUGUGGCAACGAUAUGGCUUGGUAACUGGUUGGGACGAAAGAGAACGAUUAUGGUUGGUUCGGCGAUCAUGGUGGCUGGCGCUGCGAUUCAAGCGUCGUCUUUCAGUCUGGGCCAACUCAUCGCAUCACGAUUACUUACUGGAUUCGGGAAUGGCAUGAACACUUCUACGGUUCCGACAUGGCAGUCCGAGACUUCGAAAUCACAUCGUCGCGGGCAGAUGGUCAUGAUCGAGGGCUCGUUGAUUGUAUUUGGAGUUAUGCUUUCGUACUGGAUUGACCUAGGCUUCUCCUUCCUGGAACCAUCCACCAUUUCAUGGCGAUUUCCAAUUGCUUUCCAGAUUAUCCUAGCUCUCUUUGUCCUGUUCUUCAUCCCCGGGCUGCCAGAAUCACCCCGAUGGCUCGUCUUGAAGGGCAGAGAACAGGAGGCUAUUGAAGUGCUCUGUGCUCUAACCGACACCACCGAAGACGACUCGAAGAUUCAAGACGAGUUCAAAGCCGUGAAAGAUACUGUGUUCGAGAUGGCCAAGGGCAGCUUCAGCGAUAUGUUCAAGUUCAACCGGAACCGGAACUUCCACCGUACCGCACUGGCAUACGUCAACCAGAUGUUCCAGCAGAUCUCUGGAAUCAACAUCAUCACAUACUACGCAGCGACUAUCUUCGAGAAUAACAUCGGGCUUUCGCCGUUCCUGAGUCGACUUUUGGCAGCAUGCAACGGUACCGAGUACUUCAUGGCCUCGUGGAUUGCCAUCUUCACAAUCGAGAAGUUUGGUCGUAGAAAGCUCAUGCUGUUCGGUGCAGCUGGUCAAGCAAUGUCUAUGGCUGUGCUUGCGGGUACAACAAGCAUCCCGACAGAAGAUCCGCGAAGCAAGCAGGCUGGUAUUGCUGCAGCUGUGUUCUUGUUCGUCUUCAACAGUUUCUUUGCCAUUGGAUGGCUCGGAAUGACAUGGCUAUACCCUGCCGAGAUCACGCCUCUCGACAUUCGUGCGCCUGCCAACGCUGUUGCGACUACUGCUAACUGGAUCUUCAACUUCAUGGUCGUCAUGGUCACCCCCGUCGCCUUCGAAGCCAUCGGCUACCAAACAUACCUCGUCUUCAUGGCCAUCAACGCCUUCAUGGUUCCCUGCGUCUACUUUUUCUUCCCCGAAACCGCGUACCGCUCCCUGGAAGAAAUGGACGAAAUUUUCCACAAAGUGCACGGCUGGAAGGGCGCUUUCAGCGUUGUCACAGUAGCCAAGACGAUGCCGAAGAGAUAUGGAAAGAGGGGAGAGCUGCUUAUUGCGUAUGAUGAUACGGAGGAGGCGAGGGCUGUGGGAGAGAUGAGGAGGCAUAGUGCUGUGAGUGCGGAUCGGGGGGAGAAGGGGCCGGAGUUGAGGGUGGAAUCUCCGAAAAGGUGA